This is a messenger RNA of Magnusiomyces paraingens, 915 nucleotides long. RefSeq lists its product as uncharacterized. The coding region runs from base 1 to 915 and encodes 304 amino acids. The transcript is spliced from 5 exons. Lineage: Eukaryota; Fungi; Ascomycota; Dipodascomycetes; Dipodascales; Dipodascaceae. Gene Ontology annotation, biological process: post-transcriptional tethering of RNA polymerase II gene DNA at nuclear periphery; transcription elongation by RNA polymerase II; poly(A)+ mRNA export from nucleus. Gene Ontology annotation, cellular component: transcription export complex 2. The record is from RefSeq and is a predicted model, not a curated record. Gene Ontology annotation, molecular function: double-stranded DNA binding; RNA binding.
AUGUCUGAUUUUGCUUCAAAAUUAAACCAAGCUAUUGUUAAAAAAGAUGGAGUUUUUAUUUCUAAACUACUAUCCAUUACGGAUUCUUCUCUCAAUGCCUUGGGAGAGUACACCAAUGAAGCGAUGGUAGACAAAACUAUUCGCAAAAAGAUUUUAGAUAAACAAUGGGGAGAGGUUGCAGUUUGUCAUUGGAAAGUUGCAGAACAGGUCGUGAAAUAUCAAAAUCUAAAAGAUGCAUAUGUUGCUCAAAACGCGCUUUUGGGAGCUGUAAACCGAGCAGCAGAAUCAACAGAUAAUUGGGUACUACCUGUGAUGUUUCUUGUAUCAAAGGAACUUCGACAACUUUCUAUUAUGGCUGAUUCUCAAAAUGAAGAUGAAAGUUCUUCAAAGGACCGUAACACUUCAUCAAUCAAAGAUUCGGUUAAUCUUGAGGAAGCGACACGCACUAUAAAUAGAUCAUCAAUGGCAACUAGCGUUCUGAAAGUUUUAAAAAGUAUGAGAAUAGAUUUACCAUCCUUGGAACAAUACCCUAAAAGUCACUCUACCACAUUUUCAUAUUACACGGGUGUAAUUUAUUUUGCUGAGGAAGACUACACAACUGCUCGAGAAUCUCUAUCUAAAGCUUUAACCCAAUGUUACAACUUCUCAAACCGUAAUAAGGAGUUGAUAUUAAUGUAUCUUAUUCCAGCACAAUUUCUCACUACACGCAAAACACCUAAUGCAGAAAUUUGGAAAAAAUAUCCUAUAUUGGAAUAUUUAUAUAAAGAUAUGUUUGAGGCUUUAUUACAAGGAAAUGUCAGUUUAUUCAAUAAGGUUAUGAUGGAACGUCGGUCGGUGUUAGUCAAAAAAUAUCUAUACCUUGCAAUUGAGCGUAUUCAGGCUCUUGUAUACACAAGACUUUUUAAAAAGCUUUGA